UUUCAGUCAUUUAAAAACCAUGUGAGAAAAUCAUGGCUUGCCGCGCCGCUCCCCGCUCGCAGCCCCGUGCCUCGCUCCUCUCCGAACGUGGUAAAAAUAUCCAGCCCUACAGAGACUGAACGGUGCGUUGAGUUUCUGAUUGCUGUUUUCCAAAAGCAUGCUGGAAGGGACGGUAACAACAGCAAACUCUCCAAGGCCGAGUUCCUUAUUUUCAUGAAUACAGAGCUGGGUGCCUUCACAAAGAACCAGAAGGACCCUAGUGUCCUUGACUGCAUGAUGAAGAAACUGGACCUCGACUCUGAUGGGCAGCUAGAUUUCCAAGAAUUUCUUAAUCGUAUUGGCGGCCUGGCCGUAGCUUGCCAUGACUCCUUUAUUAAGUCUACCUCUUCCCAGAAGUAAAUCAGAGGAGCCUUUGGGCCUGACCUGCAGCCCCACUCCCUUUCCUUCAGCCUCCCAAUUAUCAUCUACCCCUCACAGCCCACACAUACCCUGAGCCAGGCACACCCACCACCCCAUGCAGGCCACUUCUGCUGGUAGUAAUGAAAUAAUAUUGUUUUUUAAAGCACACACUGGAGAGUCAGUAAAUGUGUGCAAGGGAGGGAGAUGACUGGGAGGAAUAUAAAUUAGAUUGAUGGAAACAGUAACCAGAAGUUGCAAAGUAAAUAGUAAAAAUGCAGCUUGGGUGUAUACAUAAUCAUGACUAAUGAUACCAACAUAAUCAUCUCUAAAUUAUUCAAACUGAUGGAGAGACGUCACUUAUUGUUCACUCAUUAAAUGUCUAUACACCCCUACUACAGGCACUGUCAUACACUCUGAGGAUACAGCAAGACAGACAAGGUCCUGCCUUCACUGAGGUUACCUUCUAGUGUGUGUGGGGGAAACAAUAAGUGAAUAAAGAACUAUGAGAGUGAAAAAAAAAACACUUAAGAAAAUCAGUAAGUAGUGCAUAGCAGCACUCUCCAAUAGACACAACGUGUAAGCCCCAUCGGUAAAUUUUAAAUAUAUUGUAAUAGUCCCAUUUAAAAAGAAGAAACAGGUGAAAUUAAUUUACUAUUUGUCCCUAUAUAUCCCAAAUGUUACCACUUUGACAUGUUGUUUAUAUAAAAAAAUCACAAUUGAGAUAUUCUGCUUUCUUUUUAUACUAUGUCUUUGAAAUCCAGUGUGUGUUUUACAUUUACAGUACAUUUUAAUUUGCUGUAGCCACAUUUCAAGUGCUCAUUUGCCACAUGUAGCCAGCAAGUGGCUGUACAGGACAAGGCAGCUCAAUAGCCUUGGUGCUUUGGUCAGGUGUUCUGUCCUCCCUCCCUUUAUUACAUGUAUCCUCUUCCCUUUCCCUGUGCUUCUAUCCUUGUGUAGCUUCUUGUCCUCAAGGAAAUUAGAUGUGCUGGGAAGAGCAGCAUCAAAGUCAGAAUAGAGAGAAGGAGACAAGGUGAAGACUGGCCAGAGAUAAUAACACCUGCAUUAUUGUGUGGUGGAUUGGGAGGUGGGAGGGGUCUCACAUUAGGAGCCUCUGCACUUGUGGUUUGUUGGCUUUUUCAGAGAGGCUUGCCCUGAUGCCUUGGUGAACACCUGUUUUAUGACUUACUGCUGUCCUUAGGUUUUUUGGUGCUCAUGUUGUCCCAGAUGUGGCCAAUAAUAGUCCCUUCAGGAAAGUUCCUGCCAUCCCUGUGACAUGCCUUCAUCAUUUUCAGUAUAAGAUGUUAUAAACUCAUCUUGUUUCUACCCUGAAAUCAGCCCCGAAAUCAGCCAUAUUUCUGCAGGUCCAAAGAACUGGUUCAUAUUAGUAGGGGAUGCUAUUCAGGACCAAAUCUGAGUGCCAGGUGUGCUCACUGCUACUAGGUUGUCUACUGCUGAGCUAGGAAAUAAAGGCGCAUGUAUAAACACUUACAUAGAUACACACAAAAAGGUAUAUGGGUGCAUAUACAUACACAGAAAUACCUCCCAUUCCAAUCUGUGACUCUCCGUAUUUUUAUGUCCCUCUUCAAUAGCGAGAAUGCUAAGACCCCUAAAAUAAACAUACUAAUUUGCUGAAUUCUAAAAUACUUGUAAAAUAGUUUCAGAGUUGCUUUUCUCAAACCACUACAAAA
Orcinus orca (killer whale) is the source of this 2087-nucleotide messenger RNA. RefSeq names its product protein S100-A11-like. The annotation marks the transcript as partial. Gene Ontology annotation, cellular component: cytoplasm. The record is from RefSeq and is a predicted model, not a curated record. Gene Ontology annotation, biological process: regulation of cell population proliferation. Gene Ontology annotation, molecular function: calcium-dependent protein binding; calcium ion binding. The transcript has a single exon. NCBI's taxonomy places the organism in Eukaryota, Metazoa, Chordata, Mammalia, Artiodactyla, Delphinidae.